This is a messenger RNA of Lactuca saligna, 504 nucleotides long. NCBI's taxonomy places the organism in Eukaryota, Viridiplantae, Streptophyta, Magnoliopsida, Asterales, Asteraceae. The record is from the annotation of a GenBank genome assembly.
AUGACACCUACGAAGGUUAUGAAACAUCGAUCUCAUAACAAUUUCCACCAUUCAAUAGAAGGUAAAUCUCUUAUGCUCCAAUUUGGUCAAGCAGGGUUGAAACCUUCUCAGAUUAAAAGGGUUGUUAAUACAAUGAAAACCUCAAAUGUAGCUGAUGUUACUUCAAAGCAAUGUGCUGAUGUCUUAUUUGAGCAACGAAAGCAACAUAAAGGAAAGGAGUUCUAUGGACUUAUAAAACAUUUUCAAGAUAAAACAUUAGUUGAUAGUGUCCAGUAUUUUGUCGUGGAUUUGUCUGAUGAUGGGUAUCCUAAAAAUAUCUUUUGGGCUGAUGUUGAGUCUCGAAGGGCCGCCGAAGAAGAUGAAGACUUCAAGACAAUGAACUCGAGGCCGAUUCUUUCUUCAGUGCAUCCAAUCGAAGCAAAAGCAGGUCAAUAUUAUACUAGAAAGAUAUUUGAUACUUUAAAAAAAGAAUGGACCGAAGCUAUUACCAAUUUGACUCAUUAG